Messenger RNA from Lingula anatina, 5051 nucleotides. RefSeq lists its product as uncharacterized. Gene Ontology annotation, cellular component: plasma membrane; signaling receptor complex. Gene Ontology annotation, biological process: protein phosphorylation; cell surface receptor protein tyrosine kinase signaling pathway; positive regulation of kinase activity. Lineage: Eukaryota; Metazoa; Brachiopoda; Lingulata; Lingulida; Lingulidae. Gene Ontology annotation, molecular function: ATP binding; protein binding; transmembrane receptor protein tyrosine kinase activity. The record is from RefSeq and is a predicted model, not a curated record.
AGGGUGCUCGGGAACGCGGAAGUAGGCAAACUUAUUAAGCAAACAAUUUAGGUUUUUAUCAAAGCUCUACUGUAUUUUACUUGGUGUAGAUACUUCGUGUACUUACGAGGUAAGAAAAUUUGCUAGCAGUUUUUGCUUUUCUAGCCAACCCUUAGUGUUGGAAUAUGCGUGCACAAGCAUCCAUCUUCGCCAGAUGUAGACGCACGGCACUGCUUUUAAUUACUGCAGCAGUUAACUACCCCAAGGAAAGUACAGGAGUACUCCAACGUCCAGCUGUAUUGUAAAGUGCGCUGUUGAAAUGGACGUCAUUUGUAAGGUCCGCCAUAGCUGGACAUUGGAGUGGAAAGAAAUACUAGUAAUUUUGACAAUCGUUGGGACAGCAAAUGGCACAUCAUGCAGCUGGUCAGUCUACGCGCCCUCGACGGUAUCUGGUAUUCAAGGACGAUCUGUUAAUCUGUCAUGUUCAUUUACUAUAAGUAAUGGUGCUGCGCAUGUCUACAGAGUCACAUGGACAACAUCCAGUAACAAUCUGACAAGGACGUAUGCCUAUAGUUCAUCCUAUUUAAACAACAACACCUGGGGACAAAGAGCCAGCCUUACUGGUCAGGCAUCUCUGAGGCUGCAGUCUGUAACACAACAGGACAGCGGACUGUACACGUGUAAGAUACGUUUACUCAGUCAGACAAGUUGCUCAUUAAUUACAAGUAACAGCGAGAGACGGGAUUAUACGAGACUUGUUGUGAGAGUGCCACCAUCUGCUCCAAGAAUCAGCACCUCACCAUCUGGUGCAAUCAACAGGGACGUCGUUGAGGGUACAACAGCAUAUUUAUACUGUGAGAAUAUUGGUGGUUCAGGUCAAGUGACGUACACAUGGCGACGAGGAGGUCAGGUGUUGUAUGGGUCAAUGGAAAGUGGAAAAAAUAAGUUGACCAUAACCAAUAUCAAACGUUAUACUGCUACAUAUACCUGCACAGUAUCCAACUCUGCUGGAACAAACUCAGCUACAUUUACAUUCAAUGUCAUAUUGCCACCAUCUGCUCCAAGAAUCAGCACCUCACCAUCUGGUGCAAUCAACAGGGACGUCGUUGAGGGUACAACAGCAUAUUUAUACUGUGUGAAUAUUGGUGGUUCAACUCCAGUGACCUACACAUGGCGACGUGGAGGUCAGGUGUUGUCGGGGACAAUGGAACGUGGCAAAUAUAAGCUGACCAUAACCAAUAUCAAACGUUAUACUGCUACCUAUACCUGUACUGUUAGAAAUGUGGCUGGAACAAACUCAGCUUCUUUUACAUUUAAUGUCAUAUUGCCACCAUCUGUUCCAAGAAUCACCACCUCAUCAUCUGGUGCAGUCAACAGGGACAUCGUUGAGGAUAGCACAGCAUUUUUAUACUGUGAGAAUGUGGGUGGUUCAGAUCCAGUAACGUACACAUGGCGACGUGGAAGUCAGGUGUUGUCAAGCUCAACGAGGAUUGGAAAAUAUAUGCUGACUAUAACCAACAUUAAACGUGGUGCUGGCACCUUUACUUGUUCUGUAGCAAACACUGCUGGAACAAACUCAGCUACAUUUACAUUCAAUGUCCUAUAUCCAUCUGGUUCAGCCUUGGCAGUUUCUACUCAAGUUGUCAAGGUAAUAGGAAAUAUUGCAAGUCUCCAGUGCAGAGUUACCCAACAAGGAAAUCCAACUGUUACAUUCAGGUGGACCAAAGACUCUGCCUCCACAAUGAUAGCAACUAAUACAGGAACUCUGUACAAGAGCAAUCUUCAAGUAUCUGAUGAAGGGACAUAUAACUGUACUCCAGUUAAUACUGCUGGAAGUGGAGCACCAGCUUCUGUUGUGCUGACUGUUAAUGUCCCACCUAGAAUAUCCCCUGCUGUACCAAGUGUCAUGACAGUGAGAGUAAGUCAAGAUCUACGUCUGGAAUGUACUGCCACUGCCAAACCUGCUGCUUCUCUGCAGUGGACUAUGUCAACGGGCGCUGCACUACCCAGUGCUGUAUUUGAGACUGAAAACCCUCCCCCCACAGUCAAUGGUAAAAUCACCACCAGCAAAAGCAUAUUAAAGUGGAAGUCUGGGAGUUCAGCUAGUACCAGGAAAAGUGCAGGAAAUGAGGUUGGGGUGAAAUGUACAGCAUACAAUGGUGUUGGAAAUCGAGCAGAGGACCAUUCAAGGGUUGUUAUACAAUACCCACCUGGGACGCCAAAGUUAACCAUUAGUUCACUUUCGCCACAAAUUAACACCACUGUCACCUUGACCUGCUCCGUGCCACAUGCCCAAGGGGGAAACCCAGCCACGUACACUUAUACAGUGAAAAAAGGAAGUGCAGUGAUUUCAACAUCUCACUCCAACAUUUUCACUAUGAGAGUCUAUGACAUCCGUGAUGCCGUAGGUUACGCCUGUGAAGUUCGGAACUCCGUGGGAGCUGGUUCCAGUCCGUCAAGAACUCAGACGAUAGCAGUUGUUAAUGUCCCUGCAUUUAUUCACAAUCCACUUGCCCCGCAGACAAUCACUCCUUUCUACAGCGAUCCCCAUUUCAAGCUGGAAUGCAUCUUCUCUGGAAACCCUACACCAGCAGACGAUACUCUGGUAUGGAAUAAAGAUGGCGCUGGUAUAGUUGAUUUAACAAAGUACACUGUAACCACAGUCCAAGUCACCCAGUCAUUUCCAUAUGGCAUCAGCGUAGGGAAGAAAAGCAUGAUAACGUGGAACAAGAGCUUUGGUAAUUUCUCUUGUGACAGUGUAGCUGAAUAUGAUGGGAAAUAUCAAUGUAGUGUGAACUCAGGGACACCAGAGCAAGACAUGUCCAGUGAAGUUACAGUCAGAACAAAGUAUCCUCCCGAGCUGCGUGGUUUGCACAAUGUACUAGUAGCUGCUAAACUCAGAGACACAAAAACCAUUGUGUGCAAUGUCUGUGCCUAUCCACCACCAAAAUCAUACACAUGGUACUUUGGGAAUGAGACCAACAGCCGUGGUUCUGGGCAGAACUUGACGAUAUCAGAUAUUCAGAUUAAUGAUUUUGGUACCUAUAUCUGUAAAGUCAUCAAUGAAGUUGGCGAGGAGAGCAUAGAUUUUGAGCUGAAACCUGACGGUCCUCCGGAGCCUCCAGUUUCCAUGACAGCUACAGAGGUAACAUCAAGAACCAUCAUAGUGAAGUGGGUGCCAGGAUAUGACGGCGGUUAUCCUCAGUUCUUUGUGGUGAGAUAUAAAAAGGUGUCAGAAGAUGACACAGCAUACCAAAGUUUGGAAGACAUUCCACAAGGCAACAGACAAGAACUGUCCGCCAUCUUACAGAACCUAAACGCUUCAACUCCGUACAGGAUUAGUAUCCAGGCUAAGAACACGCGACCACAGCUGCCUAAUGCUAGUAGAAGGAUAGAGGGUGAUUUUACGACAGCAGAUCUCCCCAGUGUGGUCAUUCAGUCGGUUGUGUACAGUGAGGAAUAUUUGACCGUUGUGUGGGAACUUCAGAAGGGAAAUCCUAUCAAUUAUACAGUUCAGUAUAGAAGAGCAGGUGACGCAGUUUUCAGGGAUCUAGCAACUGACAUCCCAGCCUCACAGAACAAUGUAACUGUGGCCAUUUCACUGAAAGAAGGCAAUUAUGAAUUCAGGAUCAUUGCACAUGAAGGGGAAUCUGUUCCUUUUGAAACUCAGCUGGAGCCUAGAAUGUUUGAGCUUCGGACAGAAAACACAGUGUCUGUAGCAGUGGGCGUCACAGUCGCUGUAUUCAUUCUUGCCAUUUCUUCUACGGUCGUCACUUUUUUCUUCAAACGGAGGCGACGGAAGAAAACAGAUAACGAACUCACAGAAGAGGACGUAACAGAAAUAAGUGAGGUACGUAUCAAGAUUCCGCGUGUUCGAGAAGGGGCAUAUGAAACACCUCAGAAGAAUAUCGAGGUGACGUCAGUUUAUACGAGUUUACACAAGGAUAAGAAAACGAUUUCGCGUGUUCAAGAAGGGGAAUAUGAAAAACCUCAGAAGAAAAUCGAGGAGACGUCAGUUUACACGAGUUUACACAAGGGAAAGAAAACGGUCGAUGCUGUAACGACAUAUCCAGUAGCACAGCCAUGUGACACUGAGAUUCCCAGAAAAUACGUCAGGCUCAUUGGUAAGAUCGGCAAUGGAGCCUCCGGACGGAAUCUUAAGGGGGAAAUAUAUGAUUUGCACGGUAAACGAGUGUGGACACCAGUGGCAGUGAAGACAGUUAAAGAUCUUGAAGAUGCAGCCAUUGUAGAAUAUCUGCUGGAUGAACUAAAAGUGAUGCAAGCACUGCGUCCUCACCCAAAUGUAAUAUCUCUACUUGGUUCCUGCACAGGCGAAGGUGGUUUACCAAUGAUUAUCCUGGAAUACCUCCCAAACGGAAAUCUACAGUCGUUUCUACGAAAUGUCAGAUCUCGAAAUAAGGGGGUGUAUGACAACUUAUAUGGCACCGGCUCUUCCCUGACAACGCGUGAUCUGAUGGGUUUUGCCUUGGAUGUAGCCAAUGGGAUGGCGCACCUUUCUUCUUUGUCCAUUCUGCACAGAGACCUGGCCGCAAGAAACGUAUUGCUGGCCGACGGCAGAAAGUGUAAGAUUGCUGGCUUUGGUUUUGCCACAAACGACAUCGAAAACCACCCGUAUGACAGGAAGUCGCAGGGCCGUUUACCAGUUCGCUGGAUGUCUCCCGAAGCUCUUUUUGACAACAAAUUUACCACGCAGUCUGAUGUCUGGGCGUAUGGUGUACUGCUAUGGGAGAUUGUCGCAAUGGGAUCCAAACCGUACUCCGGUAUGUCAGCCAAGAAAGUGAUGAAAGCCUUAACUGAGGGAUACCGGAUGUCACAACCACCACAUUGUUCACCUGACAUGUAUAAUAUCAUGCUAUCAUGUUGGGAGGAGAAACCAACCGCACGCCCUUCAUUUGAUGAAAUAACAAACUCCUGGAAGGGUUUACUAGAUUACGAAGUCCUGACCUUCGAAAAGACUGAAAAGGUUACAGUUUGAAGAGAAGAGGACAUUGGUAAAUAUCAAACGGUUGAAAUGCAGUCCAGAUGACAGUGUGCUGAUCAGUGACUCCAAU